AUGGCACCUAGACUCCCUCCUCCCCCGCAGCCUAACGAACCUGAUGCGUCCAACAACGCUAGGUUGUUGGAGACGGUGAUAGACCGCUUACAGCAACAAAAUACGACCCUCAUGGAGCAGAACGCCACUCUGAUGCAGCAAAAUCAAGCUGCUAUGCAGAGCUUGGAGUCCUCUCGUGCAAAUUCUGAGACCACGCAGAGGCAAUUGAUGGAGAUACUUGCAGCAACUAGAGGUGCGUCUGGAGCAUCCUCUUCAAACGCUGCCCAACCAAAUGCUGAAUGGAGCUUGGAGAGUUUCCUCCAACACCAUCCGGCUAAGUUCAGUGGGAAGGGUCUCCCAGAUGAAGCAGAUCAAUGGUUAAGGGAUAUAGAGAAAAUUUUCAAUGCCAAGAGAUGCCCAGAUGAGAAUAGAUUAGCGUACGCGGAGUAUCUGUUGACGGGAGAAGCAAGUCAUUGGUGGACGAGCGCGAGAGCCAUUCUCGCAGACGCACGACAGCCAGUCACUUGGGAAGUGUUUAGGGCUAAGUUUUAUGAAGAAUACUUUCCGGACAGCGUUCGGUUUGCGAAGGAGGUAGAAUUUCUACAACUGGUUCAAGGAGGUAUGUCUGUUUCCGAAUACACCAAUAAGUUCAAGCAUCUCGUCAGAUUCAAUACCAUGGCCACAAGUGAAGUAUGGCAGUGUAGAAAGUUUGAAAACGGAUUGCGGAGCGACUUGAAAGUGUUGAUAUCCAGUUUGUGUAUCCGAACGUUCCCUGCUAUGGUUGAGAGAGCCAAGGUCUUGGAGAGGAACAUGGCAGAAGCGGAACGUCAGAAGAGGUCGCAACAAGUGAGUAGAGGACCAAUCGUGUCCAGGGGAGGUGCUGUACAGAGGAGACCUCCUUACGCUCGUCCAAAUCAGUCUUCUCAGACGAGCGGAUCUCAAGCAGUGGUUCCUGUCGGACAGUCUGGACAGGGAAGUGUAGUUUGUUUCCGAUGUGGAGGACCACAUUAUAGGUCUUCAUGCCCUCAGUUGGUGGGAGUGAAACAAUGCAAUCGUUGCGGGAGAAGCGGGCACUUGGAUCACGAGUGCAAUAUGAGUGGGCGUGCGGUGAUGAGGCCACCCAAUGCUGGAAGGAAUCAGAUCAUGCUGUGCUUUGUUUGA
Molecule: messenger RNA, 1140 nt
Organism: Vigna angularis (adzuki bean)
Lineage: Eukaryota; Viridiplantae; Streptophyta; Magnoliopsida; Fabales; Fabaceae
Exons: 2
Coding region: 1-1140 (379 amino acids)
Molecular function (GO): nucleic acid binding; zinc ion binding
Source: RefSeq, a predicted model, not a curated record